Messenger RNA from Rhinocladiella mackenziei CBS 650.93, 1305 nucleotides. RefSeq lists its product as uncharacterized. The record is from RefSeq and is a predicted model, not a curated record. Lineage: Eukaryota; Fungi; Ascomycota; Eurotiomycetes; Chaetothyriales; Herpotrichiellaceae. Bases 1 to 1305 code for a protein of 434 amino acids. The transcript has a single exon.
AUGAUCUCUUCUCAGCGGAAGGGACUAUCCUUGGAAUCUCUCAAAUUUUUGCAACACGGCGGGUUCGUCGACACCAUACUUGCUGAACCAGCCGAAUUUGCGAACAUCAUUCUGUCUCUCCGCGACUCCGAACAUGAAUACCGACUUGUUGUCCGUGAAGGAGCAAUCCAACGAGUCGACAUGGACGUACCAGCAAUUUCACACCCAGUGGAUGUCACCAUCUCCGCCCAAUCCGAGGCAUGGGAUGGUUUUUUCCAGGAGAACCCUCCCCCGCCAUAUGCGGACAUCAUUGCCAUGUUCACCGAAAACCACGCUCAAAUCACCGGGAACACUCUGUUGUUCUUCCAGCACAUCACGUUCAUCACCUACAUGUUCCGGCAGCUGGGUCAUCGUAAGCCUCUGGUCGUAGCAAAUGGGGCAUCAAAGCCUGAAGGGCCCAAGCCAAACGGCCACGUGGAGGACGUCGUGGGUAAAUACGUCCACCUCUCGCUCGACGGGCACGACUAUCGUGUCUUCUUCGAAGAAAGCGGUCCCAAGGAUGGCAUACCCGUGGUGCUCCUCCACGCCGCCAACAGCGACGCACGCAUGUGGCGACACCAGCUAGGUGACUCUGACCUCGCAUCGCGUUUCCACUUGUUCGCGUUCGACAUGCCGUGGAGAGGCCGAUCCGUGCCUCCCCAAGAGCUGCUGCGGACCGAAUACAAGCUGACGAACUCGUUCUACCGUCGCAUCAUCCGAGCUUUCUGCGACGCCCUGCAGCUGGACCGCCCGAUCCUCGUCGGCUGCUCUAUGGGCGGCUACAUCAUGUUCUACAUUGGCAAGGAAGAGCCAGAGCGAUACCGAGCCCUGAUUGCCGUGGCUGUCCGCGACUUCGAACCUCGCCGUUGGCUCAUGGAGCGUGUCUUCCGACAUCCGGCUGUCUCAUUCAACCGUGUGCUCUCUUGUGCGUCGAACGGCUUCAUGGCCCCCACUGACCCCCCUGGCUGCUCCGACGAAGUCGCCUGGCUAUAUGAGACAGGAUCGCCACGAGCUCUUCGUGGAGACCUGAAUUUUGCGUCGCGGGAUUGUGACGCCCGACCUUUCAUGGCGCAGAUUGAUACGUCCAAAACACCCUUUUAUGUUCUUGGUGGAGAAUACGACUGGAGCUGUACUAAGGAACAUACCGAUUUGAUUAAGCAGCGCAUGCCGCAGGCGAACGUGGUACGUAUGAAGGGCAUUGGGCAUUUUCCACCCGAUGAAAAUCCGGGUGUGUUUAAGGAGUAUAUCAUGCCGGUACUCGAUGAAGUUCUCAAGAGCGCUUCCUAG